CCCCCUCAAUUCUCCCCGGUCUGUCAUGGCGGCGUCCUGGUUUCUGGGGCCUUUGCUGUCACUCCGGCUGUUUCUCCUGCUCUCGCCUCACCCAGCGGGCGCCGUUUACGAGGACCAAGUGGGCAAGUUUGACUGGAGACAGCAAUAUGUGGGAAAGCUUAAGUUUGCCUCCUUGGAAGCUUCGCAGGGCUCCAGGAAGCUCAUUGUGGCCACCGAGAAGAAUGUGAUGGCUGCUCUGAACUCUAGGACAGGAGAAAUCUUGUGGCGCCAUGUGGACAAAGGAACUCCUGAAGGAGCGAUAGAUGCAAUGCUGAUCCAUGGACAAGAUGCCAUCACUGUCUCCAACGGUGGCCGCCUCCUGCGCUCCUGGGAGACCAACAUCGGGGGCUUGAACUGGGAGAUAUCGAUGGAUGCUGGCAGUUUUCAGAUGGCUAGUUUGGUGGGACUUCAGGACAUGGUGAAACACGUGGCCGUCUUGAAGAAAAGUGUGCUCUCUCUUCACUACCUCUCCAACGGCCAUCAGAAGUGGUUAGAGCAUUUGCCAGAAAGUGAGGUUGUCCAGUAUCAGCUGGUGUACUCCCACGGGACGGGGUCGGUGCAUGUAGUUGGAGUCAGUCCUCAAAGCCACUUCAACAUCGUAACCUUCAGCGUUGAGGAUGGAGAGAUCACAAGACAGGUCAGGGUGGCAGCCCCCUGGUCAAGGACUCUGAGUGGAGCUUGUGGCAUGGUCGGAGAGGGAGUCCUCUUGUGCGCCGACUCCGCCACUCACUCACUCUAUGCCUUGUCCCUGGAUUCUGGGGAAGAGAUGAAGCAACUUCCAUUGCAGUCCCUUGGUCUGGAGUUUGCCAGCGGCUUCCGGCCUCGUUUGCUUUCCUCUCAGCCCAAUCCCGCCAGUGCUUCCCGUGCCCAGUUCUUCCUGCAGCUGUCUCCAAGCCACUUUGCGCUGCUCCAGUAUCGGAAUGGCGUGCUGAGCCUCCUCCGGGAUUUUCCACAGGCUGGCCUCGUGACCUUCGCAACCACCAAUGAGAAAACGGUAGCCGCGGUCCUCACCUGCAAGGCCGAAGUGGAAUCCUUAUCCUGCCACAACCAGUCCUACGUAAUUAACCUGUACCUGGCUGAAACUGGGCAGAGGCUGCUGGAUACUGUUAUCAGCUUCACCUUGGAGAAAACUUCUACGAGGCCAGAACAGCUUUACAUUCAGGUGUUUCUGAAGAAAGACGACUCUGUGGGCUACCGAGCCCUGGUGCAGACGGCGGAUCACAUGCUCUCCUUCCUUCAGCAACCAGGGAAAGUUUUGUGGAGCAGAGAAGAGUCUUUGGCUGAAGUGGUCAGCUUGCAGAUGGUGGAUCUGCCCCUGACAGGAGCACAGGCAGAGCUGGAGGGUGAAUUUGGGAAGAAAGCAGAUGGUCUGCUGGGCAUGUUCCUGAAGCGCCUGUCCUCUCAGCUCAUCCUCCUCCAGGCCUGGACUGCUCACCUUUGGAAGAUGUUUUACGAUGCCCGCAAGCCCCGCAGCCAGAUCAAGAACGAAGUCAACAUUGACAACUUGGCCCGGGAUGAGUUUAACCUGCAGAAGAUGAUUGUAGUGGUCACAGCUUCUGGAAAGCUCUUUGGAAUCGAAAGCAGCUCUGGGACCAUCCUGUGGAAGCAGUACCUCCAGGAUGUGCGGCCAGGCUCAUCCUUCAAGCUGAUGGUCCAGAGGACAACUGCCCACUUCCCCCACCCUCCUCAGUGCACCCUCCUGGUCAAGGACAAGGAGACCGGCAAGAGCUCCCUCUACGUCUUCAACCCCAUCUUUGGGAGGUGGAGCCAGGUGGCCCCUCCAGUGCUGAGCCGCCCCAUCCUCCAGUCCCUGCUGCUCCCCAUCAUGGACCAAGAUUAUGCCAAAGUUCUGCUUCUGAUCGACGACGAGUUCAAGGUCACAGUGUUCCCAGCGACAAGGAACGUCCUCCGGCAGCUUGAGGAAAUUGCUCCAACUGUCUCUUUUUACUUGGCGGACACCGAACAGGGCAAGUUGAUGGGACGGAGGCUGCAAAAGGACCUGACAACAGAGGAGAGCUGGGAGAUCAGCAUCCCCCCUGACGUGCAGCGGAUUGUGACCAUCAAGGGGAAGAGGGCCAACGAACACGUCCAUUCCCAGGGCCGGGUGAUGGGAGAUCGUAGUGUCCUUUACAAGUCAUUGAACCCGAACCUGCUGGCGGUGGUGACGGAGAGCACGGACACCCACCCGGAGCGCACAUUCAUCGGGAUCCACUUGAUUGACAGCGUCACUGGCCGGAUCAUCCACUCCUCGGUGCAGAAGAAGGCCAAGGGGCCAGUCCACAUUGUCCACUCGGAGAACUGGGUGGUGUACCAGUACUGGAACGCCAAGGCCCGCCGCAACGAAUUCACAGUGCUGGAGCUGUACGAGGGGACGGAGCAGUACAACGCUACAGCCUUCAGCUCCCUUGACCGCCCUCUCCUGCCCCAGGUCCUGCAGCAGUCCUACAUUUUCCCCUCCGCCAUCAGUGCCAUGGAGGUCACCAUCACCGAACGGGGGAUCACCAGCCGCCACUUGCUCAUUGGACUUCCUUCUGGGGCGAUCCUUUCACUCCCCAAGGCUCUGUUGGACCCGCGGCGGCCAGAAAUCCCUACAGAGCAAACUAGGGAAGAAAACUUGAUCCCGUAUUCCCCAGACGUGCAGAUCCAUGCCGAGAGGUUCAUCAACUACAACCAGACCAUCUCCCGAAUGAGAGGCAUUUACACGGCCCCGUCAGGCCUUGAGUCUACAUGUCUGGUUGUGGCGUACGGCCUGGACAUCUACCAGACCCGAGUCUACCCCUCCAAGCAGUUUGACGUCCUGAAGGAUGACUAUGACUAUGUCCUGAUCAGCAGCGUCCUUUUCGGGCUGGUCUUUGCCACCAUGAUCACCAAGAGGCUGGCUCAGGUGAAGCUUCUCAACCGGGCCUGGCGAUAACCAGAUUUGCAGAAGCAAGCCUGCUGAGGCUGGACAACAAAGACCCUGGUCCACAAGGAGAGGGGGAUCUCAGCCACAUUGUUGAUUAGAUAGCUGUUACCCUGAUGGAACAAAAUCUGUGGGAUCCUUUUUUUGUUUGCAUCUUGUCUGCUGGAAUAGCUAAGCCCAGUUCCUCGUGGGAAAUGAGAAACAUCAGGAACAAGAAUAUUCUACGAAACAAAAGACUAUAAAGUUUUUCUCUUUUCCUUGGGAACUGGUCCAAAGUGGUCCGGGUGCUUUGUCUUGACUACCUUGUAAUGUAACACCUCUGAUCCCAUCUCUAAAGCACCUUUGCCAUAAAAGCCAAUCUCCGGGUCUUCAGCCUGCAUCAUCACAUACAUUUUACUUGGGAGUAGGAGAGGGAGUCCCCUGCCUUUCUUGCCCCAACAGUUUCUGAUCCACCCCUUACCCUCUUUGAAAACCCUUAACUCAAGAAAGCAGUUGAAAAAGACUUGAAUUGCAGUAGGGAGAACAGGGCAGAAGGGAGCCAGCCUUCCUCAACCUGUUGCCUUCCAAAUGCCUUCCAACUCCAGGUUCCAUCAGCCAGCAUGGCCCAGUGGUCAGGGAUAAUGGGAGCUGUAGUUUGAAUAACAUGUGAGGGAGGGGUGGUGAGAUCAAGUUAGGUUAGGGUGGCAUAGGGGAAUUUUGGAAGUAUGCUAAUUAAAAUGGAGUUGGAUACAGAUCAGAUCAGCUUGAUAUUUAAUAGCUCAGGGAAGGGGCAUUGGAGAAGAUGUGACUAUAAUGGUCUAAUAUUCUGGUUGUUGCACUGAUAUUUCCCCCCAUUUGAUCUUGUGUUCCUGCUGCAAAAACACGUAAUUGUUUGACUGUU
This is a messenger RNA of Zootoca vivipara (common lizard), 3821 nucleotides long. RefSeq names its product ER membrane protein complex subunit 1 (gene EMC1). Gene Ontology annotation, molecular function: protein binding. Gene Ontology annotation, cellular component: EMC complex. The record is from RefSeq and is a predicted model, not a curated record. Gene Ontology annotation, biological process: protein folding in endoplasmic reticulum. NCBI's taxonomy places the organism in Eukaryota, Metazoa, Chordata, Lepidosauria, Squamata, Lacertidae.